Cicer arietinum (chickpea) is the source of this 1916-nucleotide messenger RNA. RefSeq names its product probable ADP-ribosylation factor GTPase-activating protein AGD15. Gene Ontology annotation, molecular function: GTPase activator activity. Lineage: Eukaryota; Viridiplantae; Streptophyta; Magnoliopsida; Fabales; Fabaceae. The record is from RefSeq and is a predicted model, not a curated record.
UGAGUAAUGAAAGAUGUGAGUUGAUUUGGCGUUGGUGUUGCCAGCCAUGCAAGUUGAGGUGUAAAAUAAAAGUGCAAAAAGAAAGAGGAAGUGAGAGUGAUGAUGUUGUUGGCAUAAAUAAAUAAAUAAAAUGGUUGGAGUUGCCGUCAGAGAAAGAUGUGAAGGACACGACAGCAAUGCCAUAUUUUUCGCAAAUAAUAUAAUCCCAACGUUUUGCUUUGCUUCUCAGUUGUUGUUUGUUGAGCUGUUCGGUCUUACGUUCCCUUCGAUCCCUCCUCUGAGUUUGAGUCAUCAAACAUAACAUGAAUGGGAAAGCCUCCGUCUCUAAGGAGCUCAAUGCCAAGCACAUCAAGCAGAUCUUGGAGGGACUUCUAAAGCUGCCUGAAAACAGGGAAUGUGCAGAUUGCCGGAACAAGGCUCCACGAUGGGCAAGUGUGAACCUAGGGAUUUUCAUUUGCAUGCAAUGUUCAGGGAUUCACAGAAGCCUUGGAGUGCACAUAUCAAAGGUGCGGUCCACCACUUUGGAUACAUGGUUGCCAGAUCAAGUUUCUUUCAUGCAGUUUAUGGGUAACGAGAAGUCGAAUAAGCACUGGGAGGCAGAUAUGGCGCCCAAUUUUGACAGAAGUAGAUUGCUAAUUGAGAAGUUUAUCCUAGCAAAGUAUGUGGAGAAAAGGUGGGCUUCAAAAGAUAAACUACAAUCAACUUCGAAGUCAGUAUGCAACUUCAAUGAGUUGGCAGCAGAUGGUAUUCCGAAGAAUAGUAGGAGACUUUCUCUGGAAGAAACCAUUCUUGCAAACCACAUGGCACAAGUUCUGCCGCCUGUAACAAGAUCCCGCCAGGGCUCUUUGGACAUGCAAAAGAAGAGUUCACCUCCAUUAAAGAGACCGUUCUCAUCGGUUGAUUUUGACAAGUUCCCAGGAAAGAGCAUUAUUAGUGCUGAUUUUUUCAGUUUGCUUUGCAUCCAGGACAAUAAACAGAACUUCUCAACUGUACCUCCUUCAAGCUGGGCAACAUUUGAUUGUAAGACAGUAAUAUACUUUUUAUCUGUAAUCUUUCAUAUUAUUUAUUUAUUUCGAUGGUAAAAAGAGUCCUCAGAAUAAUAGAAUUGAAAGAUAUCGAUGUGGAUAAAAUUUGAAGAUUGUUUUAAGUUUGUUUUCACUUGAUUCACCUGGAAAGUCCUUUUUUUCUAUCCCUUACACGCUGGUUGCAUUUCUUAAUAACACAUGCUGGGGACUUUCUCAUGACAUACACAGUUACAAAUUUUAUUAAUCGAGUGCGUAUAUGUUUGCAGGAGGAGUUUCAAUGGUGCAAGAUUAUAUACAAAAAAUCGUUCUGCUAGCCCUUGGCACAGAUGUCACAAGAUUGCUUAUGAAAAAAUAUGUCACAAGAUUAGAGUUGUGUUGUGAUGUGGCACGUGCAUUGAGCUGCUUAAGUUUGGCGUAUGAUUUUCUUCUCGUGUAUCAGUUUUCAACGAUGUGAUUUGAUUUGUACUUUCAUAUAUUUUGACCAACCUCGCAAUUUUUUCUCAUUCCAGAGCUAAGUAAAAUCCAUUCUUAUUUAGUUGUUAAUACAAUAUGAGUAAAUACCCCUAUUACAUUGCAGUAGCAUUUUUUAGAUGUCACCAAAGAGAAGUGUAUUUUUAGUUGGUGGGUUACAUUAUUUUAUAAACACAUUGUAGCAAAGGUUUGAGGACAAAGUUGAGUGAACACAUUGCAGCAAGAUAUAAAUUAGGCUUAUAUCUACUAUACCACUUUGGCGAUGUGGUCGUCCAAAAAUUGGUACUUCGUAGUUCUUUUUUCUUACAGCACUCACACCCCUUUGAGAUGGAAAAGGGAUGGAGGAAAUAACAGUUAGAUUUUUUUCUUCUUCUUUCACCAUAAUUUUUUAUUCAAUAUGCAAGCAAUGUUUUACAUGUU